Molecule: messenger RNA, 8224 nt
Organism: Stegodyphus dumicola
Lineage: Eukaryota; Metazoa; Arthropoda; Arachnida; Araneae; Eresidae
Product: synaptosomal-associated protein 25-like
Biological process (GO): synaptic vesicle fusion to presynaptic active zone membrane; exocytosis; synaptic vesicle priming
Cellular component (GO): plasma membrane; SNARE complex
Molecular function (GO): syntaxin binding; SNAP receptor activity
Source: RefSeq, a predicted model, not a curated record
GCAGUGGUCGAUUCCAGAGAGCAAAGUAAGUUGGAAAAAUUUGCUCUUCGCAUUCAAGGUCCCUUUCUGGAUUUUACCCUCCCAGUGAUUUCGUGUCACUGCAAGACAUCCGAAGUCCAGAAACAACCUCCCGGUUCAACAGGAUCCGAAGGGGACCAGCACAUAAACCAAAAUGCCUGAAGCUGCAGAAGUAAACGGUGUAGAGGGAAUGGGCGGGAAGACGGAACUGGAGCAACUCCAGUUCAAAGCGAGUCAAGUGACGGAUGAGUCUUUAGAGUCAACAAGGCGAAUGAUGGCCCUAUGCGAUGAGAGCAAGGAAGCGGGUAUUCGAACUCUCGUCGCGCUUGAUGAUCAAGGAGAACAAAUGGAUAGAAUUGAAGAAGAUAUGGACAAGAUUAACGCUGAUAUGAAGGAAGCGGAAAAAAACUUGGAAGGAAUGGAAAAAUGCUGUGGUAUUUGCGUGUGCCCUUGUAACAAAUCUUCGGAUUUUAAAGAGGAUGCAAGUACGUGGAAAGCAAGUGAAGACGGCAAAGUUGUUAACAACCAGCCAGCGAGAGUUAUGGAUGACAGAAAUGGAGCAGGGCCUAUGGGUGGAUAUAUUGCUAAGAUCACAAAUGAUGCUCGCGAAGAAGAGAUGGAAGAAAAUAUGCAACAAGUUAGUACAAUGAUUGGAAACUUACGAAACAUGGCUAUUGACAUGGGAAGUGAAAUGGAAUCUCAAAACAGGCAGCUAGACAGGAUCAACUUGAAGGCUGAAUCCAACAAGACAAGAAUCACUGCAGCUAACCAGCGUGCAAGUAAACUUCUGAAAGAAUAAGGGGAAGUGGAACACGGUCGCACAUUCAAUACCUACUUCCAGUAUAGCCAUACAUCAUUUCCUCAGUAUCAGAAAUUUUGCUACAAUUUUCUUUUACAAUUUGUAAUAAGUGCUGAUUAUGGGCAUUCAUUUCAGUUCAGUCUAAUUAUUAUUUUUUACAAAGUUUGUGACAGAUUGUGAUAGCAAGGGCCCUGCUUUGCAUGAAUCACAGAAUAUAUUCACAACGAACUAAACCUUCAGGUGGUGCAACUGCUGCUGCAUAUAUACCUAUAUUAUGCACGAACUCAAAAAGUCAGAAAGAAUAUUUUGAAUUGUUACGAUUGGGAUAUUAAAAAGGGCUCUCUAAAAAAGAUUUUUGCAUAUACAGUAUUUCUUAAAAGUAAAUUAGGCUUGAACUCAACACUUACAUUGAAAGGAAAGUGUUAUCUACUAAAUAUGCUUUAACUAUUUAUUUUUAAAGUUUCAUUUUAUUUUCUUUAGUAUCCAAAAUUGCCCACAGAAGUAUAUUGUACGGAAAAUAUUUUAUUAUCGUAGUUGACUCUAUAGAUAUUUCAUUUACCCAAAACAAAUCAUUCUUCCUAUGUCAAUUCCUUUUAGCAUGAUUUCACAUGAAAUAAAUUUUUAAAUGCGAAGUGUUUUAACUUUGUUUUAGCUGGUGAUUUUAUUGCAAACCUAUUGCAAUUCAUUAUUCUGAAAUAAUAACUUAAUUAUUCUUCAUGUUGUAUAUACAUAAAAUAAAUCUCAUUUAUUUCUGGCAUAGUAUGAGGGAAAAGAAGAUUUUAUACUGCUGUGAUUUUCUUGCUGCAUUUAUGUGUAAUUUUCAAUGCAUACUUAUUUCCCUUAUACAUGUUCACUUUUUGAAGAGUGCAUAAUCGUAUAUUCUAUGAAUCUGCAAUGGAAAUAGGGGCCUUUGACGUUUCUUCACUGUUUAACAAAAUGGCACUAUUAGUAAAUACCCUCUUACCAAUACCGAAUUUUCUUUGAAACUUCGACUAAGUUAAGCGACCAUGUUCAAAGGAAGUAUGUGCCUAGACGAAAAUGUGUAAUUACGUUCGUCAUUUGUUUCUUCUUUUAUGACUUCAGAAUAUAAAAAUAUAAGAAUGCUUUUCAAAUAUUCACUCUUUACCUAAGCAUCUGUGUUAGUGGUUUUAAAUGUGUGAAAAAAAAUAUAUAUAUACAUACAUACAUACAUAUAUAUAUAUAUAUAUAUAUAUACAUAAAGUACCCCCACCGCACCUAAAUAUACGGUGCUUUUGGUGUUACUAUUAGUAGAUGGCAUUUGUUGUACAUAUGCAUGAUAGUAAACAAAAUAUCAACUGCAUUGUUAUAUUUAUCUAUUUACUUCUCAAUGUUAUAUUCUCAGACUUGGUAGCUUUUUUUCGUCAGUAUGUACCUGGUCCUGAAGCUCAAACUAUUUGUUAUUUAUUCUUAAAGAAAAUACACGUUUCAAAACUCUUGAAAAAAGACCAUAAGAUAAUUAAAACUUCCCAAUGGUGUAUUUUCUCUAUUUCAGUUACUUUUUCCCAUUUCUCUGGAAGUGCUAAUUUUUAAAGUAUAACAAUGAAUUAUUUGAAAUAAACCAGAGUCCUUAUAAAUAUUUUUCUUGUUAUGUUUUUCAAAAUAUAAUGGUUAAGUAAUAUAUCAGAUGUUUGUAAUUAUUUGUAAUAAUUCCUGCUGAAUGUUCCUAGGCUAUUUAGCUAUCAUUUUAGCUGAUUUACAGGUUUAAGCUUUUAAAAAUUCAUUUAAAAUGCUUUCAAUUGCCUAAUUUUUGUCAUUUUUUAAAGUUUUCUGAAUACAAUUAAUUUUUCAGAUACCACUUGCAAAUAUAAAUGUUUUUAGAAUUAUACAUUUUCUUAAUAUCUAUAAAAUUUUAUAAAUAAAGAUCUAAAAUGUCAAGCUAAAACAUUACGCUAACUUUUUGCUGCAGAUAUUUUCAUAGAGAAACGCCAUUUUAUGUAGAAACGAAAGAAAGCAAUUUAUUUUAUUUUAUUUUAAUGCUAAAUAUUACAUUCUACUUGAUUUUGUGAAAACAUCUGCCGAAAUUAACGAGUGAAUUUAAGACGCCAAGUGUGAGAAUCUAAACACAGCACAAUUCGUAAAUUGUGUUACUAAUACUUAGAAGAAUGGGCACGUAAUGAUCUCAGUAUUUCUUUAGAUAAAAAUAUUAUGAAUAUUGUAAAAAGAGAUUAGUUAUGUCUUUAGUCCUACUUGUUAACUGUACAGCUUUUAAAUAAAAUUAGUUAAUUAAUUCUAAAUCGUGUUUAUUAAAAUGGUACAUUAUUCCAAGGUUUCUAAUUUUUGUUCUUCCAGCUGGACCAAAACUAUGCAGUUAUCGUUAACUAUUAUCGGUGUAUAAUUUUCUGCUAUUUGGUAGUCAGCCAGAUGUAUAACAUAAUAAUAAUGAAUGAUUUUAGUUUUAGUUUGUCUCUCAAAAGCCUUAUCUACUAAGCCUCUCUUUGUAACAUGAAUUUUUUUAAAUACGAAGUUGUAUGCAUUUUGUUCAAAAAAAUAUCUACCAUUUUGAAUUUAUUUUUAUAAAUAUUCUAUUAGCAAGAAAACUGCAUAUAAUUAGAAAUGUUUAUUAUCUAUAUGUAAUGAAUUAUAUAAAUUUUAUACAUUUUUAUGGAAUACAUUUUUUAUUUAUAAUCUAAAUUUUGAAAAUUAGUCAACAAAUCCUACAGCUUGCAUUAAAGUGUAAAAAUUUACUUCAUUAUAAAUUCAUUUGCUCACAGCAUUUCAAAGUAUUUUGAAUUUUCAUUUUAGCGAUGCCCUGAUUGUAAAAUUUAUAUACUGUAUUCGAAUAUUUCCUUUUAAAUUUUAGGAAAUUUUCUCAAGAUUGUUGAAAUUUAGUACUGGCAGGUUUAAAAUUAAACCUUAGCAAUAUGCGGGUGUUUAAGCUGGUCUUAGAUCAUUCUUCAAUAAGAUGGUGCUAUAACAUCUGAUUCUUCUGUGAUUUAUCACAUUAAAAAUUUUGACUGUUUAUUUCAUUUUGUAUACUGAUGUCGAUUUCACUUUAUAGCCAUUUAAGUGAUUUAAUAUUUAGUUUACUUAAUAUAAAGUUUAUUAAAAUUCAUCAUUUAAACUAUCACUUUUGCUUCCUUAACAUUUCAGAAAAAUAAAUAUUUAGAUGCAUGUGCACUUGUGUUGUAAGUGUAAACUAUGCAAAACAUUAUUGAUCAUGAUUGAGGAUUAACAUAAGGUACUUACUAAUGUAAUAUAGACAGUAUUUUUCCUUUGUUCUUUAAUGCUUAGGAUAAUGACCGAAGUUUGAAAGGCAUUGACUGUAAGUUGCAUGUUCAAUUAAAUUAAAUUCUGAAAUGAGAAUCGGUGCAUCGCUAAUUGUGUAACAAACCGUGAUCCUAUAAGUGUCAUAUAAUGUACAUAGAAAUUUAAAAUAUUGUGUGAAAAAAAAUGUGUGGUAUAUACACUUUUCUUCUAUGUGUGUUGUGGAAUAAAGCAGUUCAUCUGUCGCAUUUUUAAAAAAGUUUAAAAAAAAUGAAAAACAAAAUAUGUCUGUUUUCACUGUGUAGCAAAACAUGCUGUGACACACUUUAGAUAAGUAGUUAGAUAAUACUUACUUACAUUCUUUGCAUUAAACAAGUUACAUAGGGCAGAUUUCCAAUGUGCUUCAAAUCUGCAGUUGUUAUAAUUCUGUGUUUAACUAUCUUUAUUUUUAAUGUGUUAUUUCAGUGGUGGUUAAGAAAUUAUCAUAUUAUUUAUUAUUUAUUAAUUUUCUAUUAUAGUUUUUUUUCAUUAUUCCUGAUCAUUUCAAUUAAAAUUAUCUCGAAGAAUGUCUUUACUAACUGGCAUUCACUUUUGCAGUUUUCUAUGAAAUAUUUCGCAGUCUUAAAUCUAGAUGUGUACUCACAUAUUGAAAAUAUCUAUACUCAAUGUCUUACGAUAAAAUAUCUUUCAGUUUAUUGGCAAUUUUUUCCCCUUGAUUCUACUUUGAGAUCAGCAGUUUAUAAUUUCAAUAAGAGCUUAUGACUUCAAUUUAUUUACAUCGUAGAAUUCUAAAUUAUCACUGCAUCGAGUACCUUAUGAGUUUAAGAAGUACGUAGUUGUUUCACAUAAAUAGUCAUAGUAUCAUUACUGGAUCGAGAGGGUACUAAGAGUUAAAAUUUCUGUGAUAGUUUGAAAUGAAAAUAAUUUGCAAAGUACUUUAUCAUGUCACGUCAACACUUUAGUUUAGCUUUUAACUUGAUACAAAGUAUCAGUGUUUAUAAUAAUAGGUCUAUUCUUGUUUCAGAGGUUUAGAUAAUUUCAGUUCUUUGCUCUCAUAAUUAGCGAAGGAAGUUGGACAUUUACAAUAAGUUUGGAUUCUGUGUCGAUACAUACUCGAUAUUACAUUAUUAUAUUCGAUAAUACAUACCAAAGUUCGCAUUGAAAGAUAUAAAUGUAAGGCGAAAAUUAAGAAUGCUGUAAUCCAUACACUAUACGAAAAUUGACUUUUUUUCAAUAUUAAUCUGGUAGAAUAAUAAAUCUUUAAUUCAUCAAAACUGAAGUAGAAAGGUUUGUUCCUGUGUUCGUGUAUUCUUAUUAGGUGUAAAAUUUAAUGCAAUUCUAACAUUACAUUUGAGCUGAAUUACAUUUGUCAUACUUGAUAGACCAUAAUGCAGUUUGGUUUCGAAAACAGUUCUACACUUUUGGAUUGCUUUGGAAGAUUCAUCAAGUUUGCUCAGCAUCUCUGAAAUCAUUUUACGGAAUUUUUGAGAUUAUGCUAAUUACGGGACAAACUUUGUCAUUUACGGUAUUACAUGUGAUGAUAAUUCAAGGAAAUGGCAGUAUACUAGUAUGAAUGCAUCUAAAAAUAGGAAAAAAAAUUUACUCAUGUUUUGGAACACCAAAAAGUUUUUAAUAUGUGUAAAAUUAAAUUAGAACUGUAGUCUUGGAAUUUAUAGAGUUUUUCUGGCUUGCAAAAAGUUAUUCCAACAAUAUUGGAAACAGCUUAGUAUUUAAAUUAGAAUAAAAAUAAUCUUUGUUGACAUGCAAUAAAAAAUCUGCUUUAAUUCAUAGUUUUUAAUUCGUAAGUUUUAAUCAUUGAAUUUACAAAUUCUGAGAUCUUAACAAAGCAAAAUCAAUCAAAUUUAAUUUAAUAUUGUAAUUCGUACUGCUGAACUAAAUUCCACGGUUUCAUUAUUUUUAUGCUAAUUUUAAAGGAAAAUGUUACAAAGAGAAUUCAUUCUUAUAUCACAGAAUGCUCUUUUUGAAAAUUUUUAUUGCACCUUAAAGUUAUAUAAUAUAAUAUUAAAAUCAAGCAAGAAGGUUUAUAUAAAGUAGAAUCUCCUCUUCCUAACUAUACUGCUUCCUAAACGAACAGAUAGAUGUAAAUGGUUACAAGAUUUAAUUUUGACAUAAGAUAUGGUUUUUUAUAUAAGACUUUAAAUAGCAUUCAUUUAUCCUGUUUAAAUUGAAUUAUCCCUGUUUUAAUGUCUGAAAGCUUUAAUAUGAAUCUUUUUAUAUUUUUUAUAACCUUUCAGAAAACUUACAUAUUUAAUUUUAAUUUAUGAGCAGAAAGAGUUUGAAACGAAUGCUUCUUGGACCAGUUAUGGCUAAACUGUCGUGUUAGCUAUCCCUGAUUUAAAUCAUUGUAAUUUUAUCUCUGGACAUUUUGUUUUGCUUGUUUUAAACUAUAAAGAGGCGAUCUAAAAAAUGUAACCAAAGAAAUUAGUUAGUUGCUAACUAAUUUCAAGUAUAUUUAAAUUUUUAUAAUUAUUUGUAUUACAAAAAAAAAUAUUAUUUAAUCCAUUCCAUUCCCUCAGUUUUAAGAUAUGGUUUCAUCUUUAGCCUGAUACUCAGGAAACUUUACAGGAAUUUUUUCUGCCUAAAUUUUAAAAUUAUUUCGUCUUUUAAAGGCUUUUUGAAAAAUAUCUAAAUAAAGAUUAUAUUUUUUUCAUUGAAAAACAACAGAAAUAUUUUUUUAGAUAAAAUGUAAAUCAGUUGCAUUUCCAUCUUCGUUUCCGAACAUAUGCAUACAUGACUUUGGCUUAGAAGUAAAGAAUAAGGUCUGAUACUAAAAAAUUCUAAGAUAGGCAAGAGAAGUAAACUAGAUUUAGAACUGGUGUGCUAUUGAUGAAGGCUGAUAAAUUUUACUAGGCAUACAGUCAUAAAGCUUUGAUAGGGUUGGUGUAAAAACUGCAUAUUAAUUACAUUGUAUUGAGAGUCAUUUCAAAGAUAUAUUAAAAUGUAAAUAGUGAAAAAACGGUUAUACAUAAACGAAUUAAAAUUUUUAUUGCUAUCUGAUGAUCAUACGAUGCAUUGAAUUAUCCAACAUAACGACAUAAAUUUAUUAAAUGAAUAUCAUGUAAUUUAAAGAAUUCUUUUUAUGUAAUAAUAUAUGGUAUUGAAUUACGGUACUCGAUAUUUUAGGUAUGAAAGUAAAAUAUGUAUAUUAAACUAAGAAUCUAAAACAAAAAUGAAUUGUACAUUGUUAUGUAUAAAAAUUGUAAUUAAGUUAGGAAAAUUUGAGUGCAACUUCCUACGCUUUGUGAUUAUAUUUCCUGCAAUGUUAUGUUGUUCUCUACAUUGUUAUAAUGUUGUGAUACUCACAUGUAUUUAAGGAAUAUUUAUGGUAUAUGUUAUGUAAAUAAAGUAGAUAUACGAAUUUAGAACUUUCUCGUACCUGCUAUUAGCAGCUUUGUAUAAAUGAGGGAAGAGUUGAUACAUAUGAAUGCAUCUUGAAUGAUAGACUUAAACAUAUCUUUUAUAUUUUAUUUUUCAUUUUUUGAAGUUAAUGUUUGUUUAAUGGAUUUCAUGCAUCAGUAUCUUUCAAAAGAUAUUUAGUUUGCAUUUAUUUAGCUUCAGUAUUUGAUUCUCAGUUUUAUGUGAAUAUAUUACUACUUCUUCAUAUGUAACACUAGAUAUAAUUGUAUUUAUAUAUAUCUUUUGUUACUGCAUUUGUUAUUGCAUUAUUUAUGUUUUAUUAUCCAUGUAAAAUAUUAUUGUGUUAUUUUUCAUACAUUAGGAUGUGAGAAACUCAUCUAUGUAAUAUAAUACCUGAUUUAAUAUUUUCUGAUGCGUAGUAUAGAGUGAUCACCGGAUUCUGUCAAAAAAUGCUGAUGCUGUUGUUCAUAAAAAUUAGGCUAUAGUCACGAUGCAUAUGUGAAACAAGUUAUAUGAAAUUUUACUUUUCUGCAUUUUUGCACUUUUUAAAUCAUUUCCACUGCUGUAAUUAUACCUUUAAAUUUUUAAGCCUUUAACAUUUUAUAUAGAAUGGGAAAGUGUUAUGUUGCUCAUAGGAUGGUGGAAACUAUAUCGUUACAAUGAUAUUAAAUCUAGUGAUCUGUACAUAUAUAAUUAAACUGUAGAUAUUUUUUAUGUUUGUAAAGAUAUUUUGUUUCAUAGUUUAUCAGAUAAUUUCUGUAAAUAUUUUUGUUCCUUAAUAAAAAUUAAUUUUCGAAAAUGUUA